AUGCUCCUCCUUCUUCCAGUCGAGCUCCUCGAGCUAAUCUUAGACCAUGCAAUAUACGAGCCACCAAAAAUAAGCGACAGGCAGCUUCCCGCAUCUACCAUCUCCACAACGCUUAUCUCCCUAGUCUUGACCUGCCGGACCAUUUACAGACUUCUCCUUCCAAAGCUCUACCCAACCCUCGCGGUUCGCACCAUUCCCACCCCCAUCUGUAUCUUCAACCCCUCCCUUGUGCAGUACAGCACCACACUUGUUGUCCUCCCCAGCAAUCAGCGACGUCGAUCAUCGGCCCAAAAACGCAAAGCGAUUACCGCCCUCGGAACAGCGCUAGAAAGGUUCAACAACAUCCAGACUCUGAUCCUGUUCACAAGGUCCUCGAGCACUCUCUUCAAAGUAGCCAAUGGCUACCACCUGACAUCUUUGACCUGCGAAGGUCGUACACUGAAUUACUACGUACCUAAUCAGUGGCGCUUGCGCUCACUAAGCGUUCAAGACUGCCUGCCCGGGCCAGCACUGACCGCCGUGCUAUCCGCCAAUUCCGCCACGCUAGAGUAUCUUGCGCUGGGACAGUUUGGGACGAAGGAGCAUAAGCCGUUUCCACUGAUGCCUAAGGUCAGAAGCCUCAACCUCGUCGGUUGGGAUUCCGAAAUGAUCAUGCGGAUAAGUGCGGGCAUCCGUUUUGACCAUCUUAAUACUCUCCAGCUGGUAGACGGUGAGGGCCAUCCUAGUUUCAACCAGAAUGCUUACACCCCACUGAAAGAGGCAGGUGGGCUGGCCGGACUGCGGAAGCUGAGUAUACAACGGGAUAUCUACGAGGCCUGUGCUAUACUGGAGCUGACGGACGGGUUGGAGGAACUACAUCUAGUCUGGUCACAGGGUGGACAACCGCAUCACAGGCAACAGUUGGCGCGAAUCAUCGCAGCUAAGUGUCGGGGGCUAAAGGCGCUAUCCUCUACUAGCCCAGAUGUUUUCACGGUCCAGCUGUUAGGGAUGGGAUUACCAUUUGAAGCGGCGGACCUGGCGAUGAUAGCAACGAGUUGUGAGGGGUUGGAGGACGUCCGGAUUGGGGUUAGGCAUGAUCAUUUUCACUCCACCAUUACGGCACUCGGUUUAUUCACCAACCUCCGCCACCUGCAUAUAGACCUAUGGGCCUUCGGGUGUGGUCCGUACCAGCUGAGUCCACUAGAUCGCAUGAGGCAAGACGGGAACAUAAGCAGGGAGCACCGGCAGGCGGCAGUGGAGUGGGCAUUAGAGACGGUAAAGGAGGGCUUGCAAACCGUAGACGGAAUAUCCGUCACGAGCCACAUUAUGAACCACGAAGUUAGCAGAGAGUGGAUUAAGCCGGGGGCGCCGGUGAGGGAUGUCUGUACGGGGGAGUUGAGGAGAAGAUUGAAGUUUCCGAUCUUAGGUCGUGGUGUUUGGAACGAUGCGUUUAAGCCAGUUGGAUUUGGUACGACGACGUGGUGGUCCGGCGUCAUGCUUUGA
Morchella sextelata is the source of this 1482-nucleotide messenger RNA. RefSeq lists its product as uncharacterized. NCBI's taxonomy places the organism in Eukaryota, Fungi, Ascomycota, Pezizomycetes, Pezizales, Morchellaceae. The record is from RefSeq and is a predicted model, not a curated record. The coding region runs from base 1 to 1482 and encodes 493 amino acids. The transcript is spliced from 4 exons.